Messenger RNA from Zerene cesonia (dogface butterfly), 6069 nucleotides. It is a transcript of the gene Cad99C, whose product is annotated as cadherin-99C. The record is from RefSeq and is a predicted model, not a curated record. NCBI's taxonomy places the organism in Eukaryota, Metazoa, Arthropoda, Insecta, Lepidoptera, Pieridae. The coding region runs from base 404 to 5188 and encodes 1594 amino acids. Gene Ontology annotation, biological process: homophilic cell-cell adhesion. Gene Ontology annotation, molecular function: calcium ion binding. Gene Ontology annotation, cellular component: plasma membrane. The transcript is spliced from 32 exons.
CCCCUCUCUAGAUAAUGUGACGUCACUUCAGUACGAGUUUAGUCGUUUAUGAAUGUGGUAGUGCGCGAUAGAAGCAUUUUGUGCGGGAACUUUUUACGACUUUUGCUCUUUUAACAAAGUUUUCGGCUUUCGUUUAAGAUUUUUGUGUGAAAGAAUCAAAGUUAUCUCUUAAACUUGUGUGGAUUGUUGUGUUGGAUCUGUUAUUGUGGACACAGGUGUCACAUUCCAGUAGGCGCCGAUACAGCCUCCGUACCCUAAGCAGGUGGACAAUAAGCCCUAUUUUGUUAAAUAUCCAACGAUGGCUGUGCGGUUAUGAGGUGGGGCAAUAAACGAGUCUCAGAUGGAUCAUUGGAAACGAUAAUUUGAGGAAUGCGAUUACAUCGAUCGUAUUAUUGUUGCUGACAUGGCGCGGUGGGGCGCGCUGACGCAGCAAUGGAUAGUUUGGUUUCCUCUUAUCUUACUACACGGAGUUUUAGCUACACCUGGACCGUGUGAAGUCGAAACGGGGCAGUCCAGUAUCAUAGUAGAUAUAGAAGAGAGCAGAGGCGACCAAGUAAACCAAAGCACGGUGCCAGCAAUAUUACCAAUAGUUGGCGAGCCAGAUGUAGACGUGGUGCUGUCCACUGUGUUCCCCAAAGGGCCUACGUUGUUCCAGUUAGACGGGAAGAGGCUGCAGCUGCUGCAGCCGUUGGACAGAGAUGCUGAUAACUUGUCGCAUAUGGUUUUUCAGUUGGUGUGUCAAGUCAAAUCGACCAAAAAGCGUCGAACAAUACCUGUGAUAGUACGAGUGUCUGAUAUUAACGACAAUGCGCCGAUUUUCCAAGGGACUCCUUAUGAAACAAGCGUGUCUGAACUUGUUCCUCUAGGCACGACAAUAUUUGAUAAGAUUCGAGCGGUAGACAUAGAUGCGGGUGUGAAUGGCCUGGCCGAGUAUUUUAUUGUACCAGGGGAUAAUAAAACUAUAGAAGAAUCCAAUGCAGCGGAUGGUUAUGGAUUCUUCGCUAUACCCAUACCCCACCAGGGACAAAUAACAGUCAACCGAACGCUGGAUUACGAGCGAACUCAGAAGUAUCUAGUCACUAUUGUUGCUUCUGAUCGUGCCCGUGACACCAAGCGGCGUAUGUCCAGUACGACCACACUGACGGUUAACGUGCAAGAUGACGAUGACCAAGACCCGUCGUUUAUUUACAAGGGCUGCUCUUCACACGAAGGAGCCUGUAUCAACCCGGAGUAUUCCAGCUUUGUAAAUAGUGGUGUUCUAGCUGGAAUCCUUACAGUAGAACCAGAAAAAAUCCAAGCCGUUGAUAUGGAUACAUUAAACACAAGAAUAAAAUACAGUAUAGAGAGUGGGGAGCCCGAUUCUUGGAGCACUUACUUCGAUAUAGAUGAAAAUACAGGCGCUGUGAGGCAGUUGCAACCUGUAGAUACUAGUAUAGCUAAGAAAUUCCAGCUGGUUAUUAAGGCGGAAGAGAUAUCCGAAGCCAAACGGUUCACCACAGCAAAGAUGACCAUAACCGUGAGACCGGUGGACGCGAGCCCGCCCGUCGUAUCCGCCACGUCAGACGAGGGAAGAGUAGAGGAGAACUCGCUGAGGGGGACUAAAGUGAUUGGUACUGAUAAUCAGCCGAUACGGUUCAGCGUGUCUGAUCCUGAUUUGGGUCCAGGAGAUCCAGUGCCAAAGUACACAUUCGAACUAACUACGAACCUCUUUGACAUCGACAAAGAUAACUAUCUGAUCGUGAAUGAUGAACAUAUUGACAGAGACCCACCAAAUACUGGUCAUUUGAGGGUUCAGAUUGUAGCAAGAGAAGCGAAUGGAGGCGCUGCGUCUGCGCCUUAUUCGAUUAUGGUAUAUUUCCUGGACCAGAAUGACAAUGCGCCUGUGAUUCCUAAAACACAACCCAUCAACGUUCCAGCUAGUUUGGAGCCUGCUCCUGUUUAUAAGGUUGAAGCCACGGAUAUAGACGAGGGUGAGAAUGCACGGAUAUCAUACAGCAUUUAUCACGUUUCUAACAACGGUGGGAAUAAAUUCACUAUUGACCCCACAUCUGGAGUUAUAUCAAGUACCGGACGCCUUCAAGCCGGUGAACAAUACAGUGUGACGGUCCGCGCCACAGAUUCAAAAGGCCUCAGUUCUCAAGGCAUCAUAGAACUGAUGGUAGCCCCUGGACCUAACACUAGACCUCCUGUGUUUUCAUCGAGAGACUAUUAUGCACCCGUGUCUGAAGGGGCGGCUAUUAAUUCCACAGUUACCACCGUUACUGCAAAAGACCCAGAAAACGAACCUGUGACAUAUUCCAUUGUGUCUGGUAAUGACUUGCGCCAAUUCGCCAUCGGGUCUAACACAGGCAUUAUCACUGUAAUACGACGCUUGGACCGUGAGGUUCUUACUCGUUAUCAAUUGAUGGUGAGAGCAGAAGACCCUGGGAGAUUGUCCACAACCGCCACUGUUAACAUUAAAGUGACUGAUAUCAAUGAUAACAACCCCAAAUUCGACGAGGACUCAUAUUUAUUCCACGUCAAAGAAGGUCUAUCUAGGGAACAGGUCGGCUACGUCCAUGCGACUGAUAUAGACGAGGGUGUGAAUGCCCUAGUCAGUUACACAAUACCAUCUAAUCUUCCCUUUUCUAUUGAUAAUGCUACAGGGUUGAUCUCCACUAGCACGAAAUUGGACUAUGAAGAUACUAAGGAAUACGCGUUCGUAGUGACUGCAACAGAUGGCGCUAUCGACAAGCGUCUGGGGACUGCGUCAGUUACAGUUCUUGUAGAUGAUGUAUCGGACGAGGCACCGGUGUUCACUCAAGCACUAUAUUCAGUGCACGUACCGGAAAAUGCACCUAAUUAUCCAGUCGUUAAGGUUCAUGCUGAAGACCCAGACACACUGCCAGAAAUAACGUACACAAUACUGAAAGGUGAUACGGAAUUAUUUUCAAUAGAUCGAAAGUCCGGUAUGAUUCGCACACUGAAAGCUUUGGAUAGAGAAAUGAUUGCAAGGCAUGAGCUGCUUGUUGGUACAGAGGAGAAUAAUGGCGAAGGGAAUGGAGCUACUACUACUGUGGAAGUUAUUGUUGAUGAUAAAAACGACAACACGCCUAUAUUUACAUCCGUAACUCGACCAGUAACCAUCGAAGACACAUCAUCAAUCGGGUCUUUAGUAGAAACAGUGGUAGCAUUGGACUCAGAUGCUACUCCACCCAAUAACAGGAUUAGAUACGCUUUAGUGGGAAGGGGAAAAGCGUCUAUAUACUUCCAUGUAGAACCUGACACUGGCGCCAUUAGACUAAGAGACGAUUUGAGGAAGGAAACCGAUAGUGAAUAUACUGUGGAUGUCCAAGCCUACGAUCAGGGAGAUCCAGUGCUAUCGUCAGUUACAAGUCUCACCGUGUAUGUCAGCCAUUCAGCUACAGUACCUCCUGAUGUAAGAUUGGGCUUUGCCGACACAACCUAUACAGAGCACGUGGCAGAAAAUUCACCGAAUGGUACCUUAAUACGUACAUUACCUAUUUGGAAUAAGGGCAAGCAUUCAAAGGAUUUGCCGCUCAAAUGUCUCCUUACGAGUUCUUCACACAAGGUCCCACGUAAAGGCGUUUUUUACGUAAGACUAACAGAAGAAAGAGACUGUGCGAUCCACCUCAACGCAUCCAUAGACUACGAAAACAUAACAGAGUACUCUUUGGAAGUCCAACUAGAGUCUAUACAGGGUCGAAUAAACCCAGAAAGCAGUAAGGCAGUUAUAAAUGUCCAUGUAACUGAUGUGAAUGAUAAUGCGCCUGUGUUUAUUUUCAAUGAACAGUCUACAAUCGUUGGGGCUAAAGAGAAGUAUUACGCGAUCGCCACUAAGGAUAUGCCUUUGAAUACCAAUGUGCUACAGGUCAAGGCAAAAGACAGAGACAGCGGUGAUUAUGGCAAAAUCGAAUAUCGCAAGAACGCGUGGACAAAAGUUGCAGACGAAUAUUUCUCAUUAGACAGUGAUACAGGUGUCAUUAGUAAUAUUAAGACCUUCGAGAAUGUUCCUAAAGAAGCCUUGCCUUUCAAGUUCAAUGUGAUGGCGAAAGAUAAUCCUAAAUCUGAAGAUUCCAAAACUGCAAGAGCCUCCGUUGUGAUAAAUUUACUCCAAAAAGACAAUCAAUUUGUUCUGGAAGUGUCCAAUGUGAACGUGGACACGAUGUCAACUCCGCAAGCGCGUAAUCUUCUAUCAGAAAUCGAGGGGAAGAGCGGUUUAGUUGCCGGAUUGGAGAAACUGACCCCACGAUUGUAUCUGGGUGAGAAUGGGAGUUUGGAAAGCGAUUCGAAAGGCACAAACGUGUGGUUGUAUCUGCUUGAUCCGAAUACCGGGGAAAUUUUGACACGGGAAUCGCAGCCGGUUAAAAAGGCGAUAGAGAGUGGCGUGUCGAUCAGAGCGCCGCUGAGCCCGUCGGAGCCGCCGCGGCGCACGCAGGUGGCGGUGGCGCCGCUCGCUACGGCGCUGCCCGCGGCGCUGCUCGCGCUCGCCGCGCUCGUGCUGGUCGCCGCUACGGCCGCCACCGUCUAUAUAUGCGCUUCUUGGAACCGGUACAAGAAGCACAAGGAGCAAGCGCUGCAGCAGCAGUACGGCACGCUGAGCCUCAGCGUGGCGCCGCCGCGCCCGCCCUCCGGCUACGAGUCCAGCGAGGACGAACCGGCCCCUAGAUAUGAGACUCAGGUCCUAAACAUGGCGGUAGAUGACGCUGACUUACAAUUGGAUUUCAGCUCAAAUAAUCACGCCUUCAACAUUCACAACGUUCAAUAUUUAUCAAAGGAUAACGGCGAAAGAAGUCCGACCCUUUCCGAAACAGCGACAACAGCGCGCGCGUCCAGCGUCAACGAAAAUGGCGGAACGCUUAACAACAUGACAAACUUUGAGAACAACAUGAUACGAAAUACUCAAACGUUAAACCGAAGGACACAGAAUAGCCACCCGUUGAAUAACGCACUCGGUACUUUGCCGAGGGUCAAUAACAAUAAUAUGGGUGGGGGGUUAUUAGCUGCGACGUUAGGGAGGAAAAUAAAUGGGAACAAUCAUAAGAAGAAGCCGCAGCCGAUAAUGGCGUAUGAUGAAAUACCGGGGUUGCAUAGAGCAUCAGAUAACGACAACGUGACGUUUGGUAAACGCAAUUUUACGGGUUUCUCGUACGACCAAUCGCCAGUAGAAACCACAACCGAACUUUAAAUAGCAAAUUAAUAUAUGAAUUAUAAAGUGAUAUUAUCCGUCCGUUGGUAACACGUUCUUAAAUAUAAUGUGUUCAACGAAAUAUAUUUUAAAGAAAUACGACUGAAUACGUGCUUCAAACAUAGUUAUUAUUGUGAAUAACGAAUUUUUAGAUUUUUUAAUUGUAAUGUUACUUAGCGAAGGCUAGUCGUAUGAAAUGUGCAUAAUAAUAAAUGUAAAUAAUAGUGGCAUUGUUCAUGUAUAUUUAAGGUACCUGAGAGGGUACAAAAUAUUUUGUAUAUAAAUAAUAUUGCUGUAAUAAUAAAUUUACGCACCACUCCUUGCCAUUUUUUUCCUGAAAAUUCAAAUAUACAUUGCAUGCGUUCUGUACUUUUAUAUUCCUCAUUGGAAAUAAUUUUCAUUUAUUUAUUUCUAUGUUACCUUAAUACAUUUAAUUAUUCCUUACUUCAAAAAGUUUUAAUAAUAAUCAAUUUCCUUCAUUAAAACUUUCAUAGCAUGUUAAAUAAAUCAAUAUAUUUGUCACAACAUAUUCUUUAUUUUUUUUUUUCACAAAAUCUAUAAUGAGUACGAAUUUUGUGCCAGUUACGUUUAAUGGUUUAGUUAGAUGAAUAAAUUAAUAAUUUAGCAUAAUAAAGAAUGCUCAUUUUAACCUGUGAAUCAGGCUCCGAAGUGAUUUGUGCCAAACAAUAUUGAUGUCUAAUAUCGUCUUUUAUUUAUUAAUUGGCUAAGUUCUUGAAUGUUACCUUACAGACAUUUUUAUUGUAUAGAUGGUUUGUAAAUUUUAUAUCCCUGUUUCUAUGUGGAAAUAGAUAUCUUUUGUAAUAUAUUACCGCCAUUAAGAUUGUUUUAAUAAUUUUUGGAAUAAAAUAAUUUUUAAUGAU